Molecule: messenger RNA, 781 nt
Organism: Aspergillus caelatus
Lineage: Eukaryota; Fungi; Ascomycota; Eurotiomycetes; Eurotiales; Aspergillaceae
Product: cytochrome P450
Exons: 2
Coding region: 111-746 (211 amino acids)
Molecular function (GO): monooxygenase activity; oxidoreductase activity, acting on paired donors, with incorporation or reduction of molecular oxygen; iron ion binding
Source: RefSeq, a predicted model, not a curated record
AGCAUCUCCCCUUGAUACCACACCUGCUCGUCUUUACUUUUAUUCUCUCCCAUUUGCACUUAGCCCAAGGGCACAUUGGAUCAUACUAAAAGAACCGCCCAACGUAAGUAAUGCUAGACCACAACAGCGAAUGGGGUAAACUCGCAGGCCGCAUAGCCAUAGGCCUGGCAGCAGCCUACUUCAUUUCGUUCUUCUACAAGAUGGUCAAAGUGCGACUUAUCUUCUACCGUCUCAAGAAACAAGGAAUGCCAAUGCCUCCCUGGAACCCAAUUCUGGGGCAUCUCCACGUCGUAGCUGGGUUUUCCAAGCAAUUUCCUAGCGAUAUGCAACAAGCUCAGUCUUUCGGGGCCCUUGCAUCUCAGAACCCCGAGCUGCAGGCUGGUUACUACCUGGAUGUCUGGCCAUUCGGUGUCCCGAUGUUUCUUGUUGCCUCGCCUGAGCUGGCUGUGCAGGCGUGCCAGACGUAUGAUCUUCCCAAACCAGAUGUGCUUGCCCCGAUCAUCGGGGAGAUGGCUGGUGGACGGAACUUGUUCGUGGUGAAUGGUGCGGAGUGGAAGCGGGCUCGGGAACUAUUCAACUACGGGUUCAGUAUGUCGGCUGUCAUGUCACGCGUUCCUCAGAUUGUUGAGGAAGCAGAAGUAUUUGUGGACAUUCUGCUAGAACAUGCGAGGAAGGGAGAUACCUUUUCUUUGGACCAGGUGGCUUGCAGUUAUGUUAUGGAUAUUAUUGGGCACGAAGCAUUGUAAUUACCUAUUCUCGGCGCAUUGCUAGUAUCCAAAAG